Messenger RNA from Rhineura floridana, 2068 nucleotides. Its product is annotated as UDP-N-acetylhexosamine pyrophosphorylase-like. Gene Ontology annotation, biological process: UDP-N-acetylglucosamine biosynthetic process. Gene Ontology annotation, molecular function: UDP-N-acetylglucosamine diphosphorylase activity. The coding region runs from base 111 to 1691 and encodes 526 amino acids. The transcript is spliced from 11 exons. Lineage: Eukaryota; Metazoa; Chordata; Lepidosauria; Squamata; Rhineuridae. The record is from RefSeq and is a predicted model, not a curated record.
GCGGGACUUGCGAAGGACUGUAGAUAGGCUGGUAGUGGGAGGAGGAAGAAAGGUACAAGAGGUUGGCUCGGAGAAGCUGUGUUCAGAGCUGCAAAUUGCUCCCUGAGGCCAUGGACAGAGACAGUGAUAUCCAUGCACUCCAGCACCGCUUGGCUGAGGCAGGACAGAGCCAUUUGCUUUGGUUCUGGGAGGAACUGAGUGUGUCACAGCAGCAAGAACUGCAUAUGGAAGUGAAAGGCCUGUACCUGGAGGAGCUAGGCCAGGCUUUCCAGAAAGCCAUGAAGGACAGCAGCCAUUUACCAGGGCAGGAGAUUAUGGAUGCCAAAAUGGAACCUGUGUCACAUGAAGUGCUAGGGAGUGUGACCCGGAACCGAGCUCAACUGUCAGCCUGGGAGAAGGAAGGUCUCCGGCAGAUUGCUCAAAACAAAGUAGCUGUUCUUCUCCUAGCUGGUGGACAAGGCACAAGGCUGGGUGUCUCAUACCCCAAAGGAAUGUAUGAUGUAGGCCUGCCAUCCCACAAAACCCUCUUCCAGAUCCAAGCAGAGCGCAUCUUGAAACUGCAGCAGCUGGCAGAAAAACAACAUGGCCUCAAAUGUGUUAUUGCAUGGUACAUCAUGACAAGUGGUAGGACAAUGGAGUUGACUAAGAGUUUUUUUCUGAAGCACAAAUACUUUGGCUUAAAGGAGGAGAAUGUGAUCUUCUUCCAGCAGGGUAUGCUGCCUGCUAUGGACUUUGAUGGGAAAAUUCUCCUGGAAGAGAAGGGCAAAGUUUCUAUGGCACCAGAUGGCAAUGGUGGCCUGUACCGUGCUUUGGGAGCCCAUCAUAUUGUGGAAGACAUGGAAAUGCGAGGCAUUGGCAGCAUCCAUGUCUAUUGUGUUGACAACAUUUUGGUAAAAGUGGCUGACCCUCGGUUCAUUGGGUUCUGUUUACAGAAGGGAGCAGACUGUGGAGCAAAGGUAGUCGAAAAGACCAAUCCCACAGAGCCAGUUGGUGUGGUGUGUCGAGUGGCUGGUGUUUACCAGGUGGUGGAGUACAGCGAGAUCUCUCUGGCCACAGCACAGAAAAGGAGUCCUGAUGGUCGGCUGCUAUUUAAUGCUGGGAACAUAGCCAACCACUACUUCACAAUGGAGUUUCUGAAAGACAUUGUCAAUGUUUAUGAACCUCAGCUGCAGCACCACAUAGCCCAAAAGAAGAUCCCGUACGUAGAUAUAGCCACUGGGAAGCUUGUGAAGCCAGACAAACCAAAUGGGAUUAAGAUGGAGAAGUUUGUAUUUGAUAUCUUCCAGUUUGCCAAGAAAUUUGUGGUUUAUGAAGUGCUGCGAGAAGAUGAGUUCUCUCCUUUGAAGAACGCAGACAGCCAAAAUGGCAAAGACAACCCCACCACUGCACGGCACUCCCUGAUGUCACUGCAUCACUGCUGGGUUCUCAAUGCUGGUGGCCACUUUGUGGAUGAAAAUGGAACACGCCUUCCUGCCAUUCCCCGUUGCACUAAUGGAACAUCAGAUGCGAUCCAAGCUGAUGUCAAUCACAAUUUGAAAGAUGCCAGUGACUUGCCAAUUCAGUGUGAGAUUUCUCCUCUUGUGUCCUACGGGGGUGAAGGUCUGGAGGAGUUUGUGAAGGACAAAGAAUUCCACGCCCCUUUGAUUAUUGACAGAAGUGGAGUCCAUGAAUUGGUGAAGAAUGGGUUGUGAGAUCACCCUGAUCAUCUUUCUGGUUCGGAAUUGCUUGUGAACCUUUCUUGUCAGACUGUGAAUAUUCAAGUGAAGGUUUCAGUAUCGCCCCAUGGGUUUUUCAUUUAACGAGCUUCCUCAAAAUCCAGGAGUUUGUUGCAGUAAGAAAGGAUGUAGUCGUUUUUCCUCCUGGCAUCUUGGUGGCAUCUAUAACUUUAACUUUUUUAAAAAAGUUAACACUUAAAAUAGCAGAGAUGCUGCGUUUCAAGCUACAGUGCUUCAAGACACCUGCAUUUUGUAUCAAAUCCUAUAGUAUACCUGUGAAAAGUCAUUAUGGUACGGGGGUUGAUUUGGAGAUUAAUCUGAAAUUUUAUUUUUUUCAAAUAUAUGUGAAUAUA